Messenger RNA from Hydatigera taeniaeformis, 1128 nucleotides. The record is from the annotation of a GenBank genome assembly. NCBI's taxonomy places the organism in Eukaryota, Metazoa, Platyhelminthes, Cestoda, Cyclophyllidea, Taeniidae.
AUGUCAGAAGAUGACGUUGAAGAAGGGGAAGACGAAGUGUACUUGGGAGUUUAUGAAGGAGGCAGAAAUGAAAAGGGGGAACGCCACGGUUUUGGGAAAGCUAUUCUCCCCAACCACGACACUUAUGAAGGCAUGUACGAAAAUGGGUUGAGAAAUGGCAAAGGCUACUACUUAUUUAAGAAUGGAGCUAGGUACUUGGGUGAAUAUUUUGACAAUCGCAAACACGGCCAGGGGACGUUCUACUAUCCUGAUGGUUCGCGUUAUGAGGGUUAUUGGGUAGACGAUAAAAGAAAUGGUCACGGCACUUACUUCUACACAAACGGAGACACAUAUGAGGGGGAGUGGCGCGAUCACCUUCGCCAUGGCAAAGGAACGUACACUUUUGCAGUCACCGGAUGUAAAUUUGUUGGGGUGUGGCGAGAUGGAUUGAUGGAUGGUUCAGGGGAGGUGAUCAACGCAAAAUAUCGAUUCUUGGGGAUGUGGAGGAAGGGACAGCUUAUUGGCGAAGGGAAGUAUGUGUUUGACAAGCUGAAUUGUCAACAGACCGGAGAGUACUUACUGCUUCCCGGUGAACCUGAAGAAAAAAGGCAGGGUGACGACGACAGUUUUACGGUCUCUCGCUGGCGUGCUAGGGCCAUCGAAGUGGCAAGGCUUGAUGAGCCUGCUACUGAGGUGGAUGUGAGCGAAAUGCGGUCGGUUGAUAAGGACAUUUGUGGUUUUUCUAUUUGCCAAGCCCAUGUGACGCCUUAUUUCCCAAUUUUUAAAGCACCGAGAUCAAACCAGAUGAGAGCCCCAAGCAGUAGUCAAGCGAAGUCAUCUAGAGAGUCUGUUGACAAAGUUGACCCUAUUUGUACAGAAAAUCCCGUUGAUGUUGUUGUCUCUGGUGAUUACAUUCGUCAAGAUGUUAACAGUGCCCAUAAAGAGGUUGAAGAUGCUCCAUGUGUAGAAGUGACUGAUUCGUUGGCCAGCAAGAAAGAGAAUGAAGGCAGUGAGGAGAAUGGUGUGGAAGUGCAAGAUGGUUCAUUGGAGGAGGUGGAGGAGAGUGAGGGAGAGGAGACUACAGCAAUGCUUGGCAGUGUGGGCAAAGUGCAGACAGAAGCCAGUGAGGAGUCGUCUACAGUGGAGUAA